This is a messenger RNA of Linum trigynum, 2061 nucleotides long. NCBI's taxonomy places the organism in Eukaryota, Viridiplantae, Streptophyta, Magnoliopsida, Malpighiales, Linaceae. The record is from the annotation of a GenBank genome assembly.
UUUACCUAAAUUUUAGUGACUGUUUUGUGAUUGACCAUACCAAAUUACCAUUAUUAAUCCUCCAUAAAAUAUUAAAAAAAUUAAAAAGGAAAUUUUUUUGGCAUCUCGCAGAAAUCGAGGAGUAAGAGAGCGGAGGCCGGACGGAGCACUUUCUUUCUAUCACUCGGUUUCUUUCUUCCCUCGAUCUCCCUCUCCAUUGGCCUUCCCAAAUCCCGUUCCUCCAUUACCAAGAAGAAGACAAGAAGAAAUCACGACAAUUCAAUCUUCUCCUCCCCGGAGCUCCCACUCCCGCUCGGAUCUUCAUCUACCCGCAUCCGUCCUUCUCCACGGUACGUUACUCGGGAACCAGUAGACUGGUACAAUUUCAAGUUUCCAAUCCGAAUUCGUGCUUCUUUCUUGAUUCAGCUUCGAAAUUGACGAUCCUCUCUCUAUUUGACCUCACCAACAGAUGCAGAAAGAUACGGAGGAGCCGGCCAGGCAGCAGGAAGAUGGUUGCGAGACUGAGACGCAGUCGUCCUCCUCAUCCGUCGCCGCCGCCAAUCUUUCUCAGUCCGAACACGAACAACCGCCGGAAGAGAAUUGGUCCAGUUUCGCCGACAACGAUAUCAUGCAACAGCACUCCGAUAUCAGGGAUGCUGAAGCCCAUAAACUGCCUUUCCUCGGCGAUAAGGAGCCUCUUUCAGCAUUAGCCGCCGAAUAUCAGUCCGGCAGUCCUAUUCUUCUGCAGAAAAUAAAGCUGCUCUCCGAUCAGUAUGCUGCCAUCAGGCGAACUCGGGGAGAUGGCAAUUGCUUCUUCCGCAGUUUUAUGUUUGCCUAUCUCGAACACAUCCUUCAAACGCAGGAUCGCACAGAAGUUGAUCGUGUCAAACUGAACGUUGAAGAAUGCAGGAAAACCCUUCAGAGUUUGGGUUAUGCUGACUUUACCUUCGAGGACUUCUUUGCGCUAUUCCUUGAGCAGUUGGACAAUGCCCUUCAAGGAAAUGAUGAUUCGAUAAGCCAUGAGGAGCUUGUAACCAGAAGUAGAGAUCAGUCAGUAUCAGAUUACAUUGUCAUGUUUUUUAGGUUUGUAACCUCUGGCGAGAUAAGAAAGCGGUCAGCAUUCUUUGAACCGUUCAUUCUGGGUUUAACAAAUGCCACAGUAGAGCAGUUUUGCAAGUCAUCAGUGGAGCCUAUGGGUGAAGAGAGUGACCAUGUUCACAUUACCGCUCUAUCAGAUGCCCUUGGGGUUCCAAUUCGUGUUGUAUACCUUGACCGCAGUUCUUGCGAUACCGGUGAAGUUGCUGUAAACCAUCAUGAUUUUGUGCCUGCUUCUGACGGUAAUCCUGCAAAGGUCACUGAAGGCACUACCAAACCCUUUGUCACAUUGCUCUACCGCCCUGGUCACUAUGACAUUCUCUACCCAAAGUGAACAACUGCUGAUUGUAGGAGAGGGGUAAGCUCUUAUUUCCAAAAGAUUACAGAUUAUCAGAGCAUCAUUUACUCUCGGCUCACAUAUUUCAUAUUUAUCUGAUCAGCAAAAUAUUAUCAUGCUCGUGUUUCUUAAGCUCUUAUCAUAUGAUGCAGACUGUCGAUAAUACCCCUGUGAAACCGUUCAGCAGUCUUUGGCGGAGUCCAAACUGUGAAAAGCUGAGACUGGCAGAUUCCUGUACCAGUGCAUGCUGUAUCAUCGAUGAACAUUCAAGUGCGUACGAACACCAUCGAUAGGGGCUAGGAGAUGUGGUCAGAAUUCUUGUGGCAGGCAUGAGUUUCAUUUCAGGAUUGAACUUUAUCCUUUGUGUCUGUCUGUCUCUGUCAUGCUGCAAUUGGCAUUUGAAGAACAAGCAUCACUUGAACUUAUGGAGUAAUGGUUUCAUGUUGACUCUAAUCAAGCUUUUGCAAAAUUGACUACAUCUUUGUUGUGGCGAGUAUCAGCUCUGUUCAAGUGGUGCAAGCGUGUUUCCUCGCAAGCUGCAACCUGCAAGUUGCUCUUUAUAAAGCUUACACAGUUCAUUGCAAGACGCAAAACCACAAAAUAAAUGUUUUAUCCCAGUUAGAGGUUCACAAUAAAUAUUCCCAUAUGAU